Hypoxylon trugodes is the source of this 1935-nucleotide messenger RNA. RefSeq names its product Arylacetamide deacetylase-like protein. The transcript has 4 exons. The record is from RefSeq and is a predicted model, not a curated record. Bases 450 to 1661 code for a protein of 403 amino acids. NCBI's taxonomy places the organism in Eukaryota, Fungi, Ascomycota, Sordariomycetes, Xylariales, Hypoxylaceae. Gene Ontology annotation, molecular function: hydrolase activity.
CUUAUAUUAGAUAUCUAUGUAUCCACAUUUUAUUGACACCGAUUUAUAUCCCUACCUAAGCUAUAUGUAGUCGUAAGUAGCGAAUUUAUCCCUUCUUUCGGAUGACAAACAAAAAUGAACGAGUUUACCAUGCGUAAGUGUGGCUAAGUCCUAUUUUUAUUUAGAAACCGACAACGUUUCGACGUCAUCAAUUGGGAAGCUAGCCACCAAAUUUAAUUGUUCUAGCGCGCGAUCCCAACGCGAGACUAAUAUGAACCACUUUGUCUAGUCUCGGAGUAUCACUGUCAUCCAUUGCUUGGGAGACACGCACGUGGGUGGAAUCGUUGUGGAUUUGUUUAUUACCUCCAUUCGAGAACAUAUCAUAAAUUGAUUUCUUUCAUACUCCUCAAGGGGUUGUGUGUUGAUAUCUUAAUGGAUAGGAUUGUGGAUUAUCGUAUUCUUUCAACACGAUGAUUCUGGGUCCCGUCUCGUAUCUGGAUUGCGCAGUUUUUUGUGCAUUCCUGGCGCCCCAGCUGAUAAUACACGUCGGAUUUCUCGAGACCGUCUUAGUGGCACUUCAAUGCUUGCCAUUUUUAUUAUUUGAACUUCCGUUCAAGUUUAUCCGCGAACGAUACGUUGUUGGAUAUAAUAGACAAUCUCCAUUUGUACAGAAGGCGUCUGCAUUUGAAGACUUCGUCAUUCGUUGUGUCCGAUAUGCAUUUGAAAAGAUACCUCCCAAGGUUGGGCGGGUGUUCUUUUCUAAGCCUGUGGCCUUACCAUUCUUGAGGUUUCGAAUGCUGAGGCAUGGUCUUUUGAGAUCCCCAGUACAUUGGCACGAGUAUAAUGAUAAACGCUUUAAAGGAAUAUGGAUCAUAAAAGACCCAAUGACGAAACCCGACAUUUGCGUGUUCUACGCUCAUGGUGGCGGGUUCUCGAUGGGCUCGGCGUACUUCUACCUCGAAUUUCUGCUCACAUGGUUUAGUCUACUGAGUGACAAUGGGUAUCGAAAUCCAGCUAUCUUUGCAUUGGAUUAUACGUUGGUCCCCGAGGCUAGCUUCCCGACACAGUUAGAAGAAGCAAUUGCUGGAUAUGAACACGUUCUUUCGACUGUGCAGGAUCCCAAUAAGAUCUGCGUCAGUGGAGACUCGGCGGGUGCUACUGUAGUGCUGAGUUUGUUGCUCCAUCUUAGCAAUAUAGGUCGCCAUCUUGAAAAGAUGGAUAGUUCUGGAGCCUGGCGUCUGUCAAAACCUGGUAUGGCAGUACUUAUUUCGCCUUGGGUAAAGUUGGUCUCGGACAAGCAUCAGAAUACCACAAGUGAUUAUCUUGAUGCCGGGAACUUGCAUCAAUAUGCCCGUCAAUACGCCGGGCAAAAAGUUUCCGUCAAUGAUCCGCUCUUGUCGCCGGGAGACUGUAGGGAUGCUUCAUGGUGGAAAAGUGCAGCGCCUUCGAAAGGCAUGUUCGUGACUUAUGGUGCUGAAGAGGUGUUUGCGCCCGAAGUUGCAGAUCUACUUGAAUUUCUUGAAGAAAACGAUGUGAAAGUUCAUAGUAGAGAAGAAAAGGGAGGGAUCCACGCUUGGCCAGUAGCUUGUCUAUUCCUAAGCACAUCGUUGGAUGAUAGACAAAAAGGAUUAAAAUCCAUAGUGGAGGAAAUUCGAAAUGGUAUUUCAUUAGAUCAAAACUAGACUUGUAUAAUAUUAUACUAUACUAUACCACAUUGUAUAAGAAGUGGGGAGAGAUGGGGCCACUCGGCGCAAGGCUUUUGUUGUAUACCUAAAGUACCUAAUAUAAAUCGAGAUACUUCAAAUAUUUGCUUCUUUGCGUCUUCUUUGCUUAUGUCAUGUCAGAUUAGAUCAAGUAACGCCAUCAUGGACCAUACAAUAGAGAAGAAACCAUAGGGCGUAAACACUCGGCUUCUAAGCUGAUUGUAUUAAAAUCGGUCUCCGGACAAAGCUCUUU